Arabidopsis thaliana (thale cress) is the source of this 1700-nucleotide messenger RNA. Its product is annotated as RING finger protein. Bases 218 to 1381 code for a protein of 387 amino acids. The transcript is spliced from 4 exons. Lineage: Eukaryota; Viridiplantae; Streptophyta; Magnoliopsida; Brassicales; Brassicaceae. The record is from RefSeq and is marked reviewed.
AUCAUUAAAACACAUAUAAUCUCUCUCUUUCUCUCUCUAACUAGCGCCAUGACUUCUCAUGUCUCCGACCAUGCCUCGAGUUCUCGAUCUCUUGUCUCCAUCUAAGAACCCUAAUUUAUCUUCACUCCUCCGUCUCCCCUGAUGUUGAGAUCAUCAAUAACCCUUUGCGUCGCUUCUCUCCGGCUUUCUUUGGCUUUUCCGGUCACCGGACUCUGCCAUGGUUUCUGCUGCUGAAUCCUCUUCCUCCACGUCAACGCUUCUUCUUCCAUGUGCGUUUGCCAACAGUUUUGCUUUUAUGAGGUUAUUACAAAAAACUCAUCACUUCUCUGCCGUCUCUGAGGACGACGACAACAACAAAGACAUUCACUUAGGAUCUGAUCAUCAUCAGGCAAAAGAUAAUAAUCAUCACCAAGUUUUUAGGAGAGAGUGUAGUUUCAUGGCCGAUCAAGAAGAGCCGAGGAGUACUACUUCUAGGUUAAGCUCCAAGGAGGACGACCACGACAACAAUAGCAAUAACAACAAUAUUAAUAAUAAUAACAACAACGAAGCCGAAGAUCAUGAGAUGAGACAACAAGGGUGGCUCCGGUUAAGCUUAGGUCACGAGGAGGACGUUAAACCGGAUCUCGACCAUCGGCAGCAACAUCAAACUGAUCCAACGGCUAGGAGAGACUCUUUUCUAGAGCUUAACCUUUCCUCUGGCGGUUCAAAUAGAGAAGAAGAAGUUGGUCUUCCAUUGUCAUCUCUCUUUCAUCAUCAGCAUCAAGCCGGAGGGAUGAUGAUUAAUCCAUUGAUGUUCCAUACAAGGCCUCAGGAUAUGAUUGGUCCUUGGGCGGCGGCUGCGUUUAGAACGCCUUUUGUCCCACAAAACCUAACACAACCAUCAUCAUCAUCAUCUGGUUCUUUGAUGAUGCCAUUGAUGGGACAGUACUUUGGUCGCUCUAGUUUUCAGCCGCAGUUAAUAGGGAAUGAUAACCCGGAUGGGGUGGCAGGUCCAAGCUCGAGUUUAAGAGUCAUUGAUCCUCCCAGACGACCCCAUUCCGGCAUUUGGUUUCUCCUUCAAGCUUCUCAAAACCAGACAGUAGAACCAUUCUUGCCUCAGAUUCCAAAGAGCUACUUGAGAAUCAAGGACGGGAAGAUGACUGUUCGACUGUUGAUGAAAUAUUUGGUGAAUAAGUUGCGAUUGGAGCACGAAUCCCAGCAGGUAGAGAUAAGAUGCAGAGGGCAAGAACUGGAGCCAGUGUUGACACUACAACACGUGAGAGAUGCUAUAUGGAGAGGAAGCAGAGACACUUCUUCUCUUUCACAAAACAUUACUUUGCUUCCAAACUCAUCUACCUCUGAUCAUCUCAUGGUCCUCCAUUAUGGUAGGACUAUUUCUUAACUAUUUUAUACUCUAUUUUAUUUAUUAUUUUUAUAUAACACCAUAUUCUCAAUAAAAAUAACUGCCCACCAUUUCUUCUUCUACCUUUUUUAAAGAAACUCAACAUCCCACCUUCUUCAAUUGUUUUUCCCAGCUUCUUUUUAUUUUUUUUGGUGGGUGGUCUCGAUUAUUUAUUUUCACUUAAGGCUUUUCCUUGGUGCGAUUUGUCCAAUGAGCAAGAACGAAAGAGUAUCUAAUUCUGUAGGAGUGCAUACCCCGAUUGAUGUCUUUUAUUCUUGUAUCUUCUGGGGUUGCGAGUAAUGUUAACGCAUGAAAACAC